This is a messenger RNA of Brassica rapa (field mustard), 3803 nucleotides long. RefSeq lists its product as uncharacterized. Gene Ontology annotation, biological process: regulation of defense response to fungus. The record is from RefSeq and is a predicted model, not a curated record. NCBI's taxonomy places the organism in Eukaryota, Viridiplantae, Streptophyta, Magnoliopsida, Brassicales, Brassicaceae.
UCAUAUAGCCAUUUGAUAAUUGCAGGAUUAAGUUGCGGUCAUGAGAUAACGGUGUGGUUUGGCUAAGCCUCAAAGGACAUGUCAGAAACCAUAAGAGCUAUCAAAUACUAUUUAUUCAGCAAUGUUUCUAUUUCUAGUUCAGUUUCAAUUCGUUACAAAUAUAUAUAUGUGUUAUACAUAUACCUAUUGAUCAUUCAAUGUUAGUCGCUUGUGUUAUGUUUUGGGCAUUUAGAGUACCAAAUUGUUUGUUCUUUUGAUUGGUGAAAGUAAUGUCUUCAAUGUCAUUUAUCCCGGUAACUAAAAUUUGGUAUAUCUAUGAUAUCAAACAGAAGUUAUUCACACUAAUCAUACACAUGUUAAAUCCUAGUACAUAAAUUCAACUAUAACCAUAAAAAACGAAAACAAGUGAAGGUGAAGGUGAAGAGUUACAUUCCACCAGCAACGACCCCAGCGAUUAGCUAGGGACUUGAUCUCGUCAACUUCGCUUCCUCCGCCAGAUUAAUGAUCGUAUAGACAGCCGCCGUUCCGUCAUUUUUGCAUCGAUAAACCACCAUUAACGGCAGAUGAAACCAAAAAAAUAACUCAUACUCUUAAGAAUUUGGCUUUUAUGUUGUUGGAGAGUGUGAGCAAUCUUGCUUUUUUAUUCUUUUAAAUGUCUUCUCUUCUCUUCAAUACAAUGCAAUAAUCAUUCAAACAUUCGAAAACAUAGUUUUUUUAGGAUAAGUUCUAGACCAAAUUCUUUAAAACGGUUUGUUCAACAAAUAAUAACAGAUUUGUCAAACCUCACCCACGCUUGUAAGCAAGUGGAAUAUAAUAUUAAAGUACUGACUUGUAUAAAAAUCACUCGACAGCUAUAAUAUUUGUUAUUCAGCGUCAAUGUCAGCUUUGUGUUUUUCUUUUGCAUAUGUCAUUGUCGCCCAUACAUAUAUACAAAAAUUCAAAUAACUAAAAGACAUUUGUAAACUUGUAAGAUGAUGAUGAUGGCAAUAACUAGUCCAUGUUAGAGUAUUUGAGUUUUUUUUUCCUUUCAGCUAUAGUAUUUGAAUUUUUAGUAAACUAAUAUUUUAAGCAUUGAUUAUUUAAACUCGAUAGACAUAGCUGUGAGCUUCUUAGAACUAGAAUGUUGCUGACCAAAAAAAAAACUAGAAUGGAAUACUAGAAGAUAUAAACACGUCCUAGAACAUGGCAUCGUUAACUUGAGCAACAUGUUAAUUUUAAAACUAGUCACAAAUAAUAAAUAGUUAAAUACGCAUCAUUUACAAGGUAAAUCAUUCAUCGCUAUGAGUAUGAAUAUGCGUAUGAACUAAUUUGAUAUUUAUAAAAAGUUGCGUAAAGAGUUGUUUUUAAAACAAAAUGCUAUAUAUGUUGGUCGUCACGUUAACAGUAGGUCAACUUGACCUAGUAACACCCAUCAUUUCAAAUUUUUGUUAGUAGAGUUCAUUGGUUAAUGCCAAUGGUGCUGGUCUUACAGUGAGAGGAGAUAUUUGAAACUCCAUCCUCCAUCUUUUCUUUCCCAAUAGUGAGGGUAAACAAAAAGGGAAGCAAAGGGACAAGAAAAGAAAGAAAGAAGAUUUUCUCCACCUUUAAGCAUCCCAAGCAGCUCAAAGUCAUUUUUUCAAAAAGAAAAUAUUAUUUAAAUUCCUCUGAAAGUUUCAAAUCCUACUUUUUCAUUUUCGUAUUAAAAAUGGAUUUGUCAAAGAGACUGAAUGCUUCUUAUUCGAUUGAUUGAAUCUCUCACCUGAGCAAGAAAUUGCCCUCUGCACUUCAUCUUCUCCUGCUGCUCUUCUUCCAGUUGCAGUUAACCAAGCAAAACCAUAGUUUUUUGUCGGAGAAACAUUAAAAAAUCCGAUGAGGACAAGCGGUUCUGCUUCUUCCAGAAGCCAAGAAGAAACAAGGUUUAAGGAGGAGGACGAUGCUUCCCCCAGGAGAAAUCGCCAAGAUCAAAACACUAUCCCGAUUCAAUACGCAGAUCAACAACAAGCAGAGCUUUUUAGAAAACUCGAUUCCUUAAAAGGCCACGUUCUCCGUGGUCAAGACUCACCAAGAGCCUCACAUCAUCAGCCACCACCUUAUUACAAUCCAUAUCCUCCUUAUGGAAUGUAUCCUUCCCCUAGUAACCCGCCUCAUGGUUUCCCAAUGCAUCAAAGCUUGUAUGGUCAUUACCCAAAUCAGAUGCUGCCUCGUCCUCCCUAUCCUCCUCAAGGAGGACAUUAUGUAGACAUUGGUCCUGACAUACUUGACCCCCAGUUACACGACCCUAGAUUCUUUCCUGGUACACCGAGUAGGUACGCUGAUGUCCCUGUUUCGCACCAUGGUGGUGGUGCUCAAGGCCAUCAUCACAAGAGGUGGCCUAGUGACAUUAACUCUGAAAUGGGUAGCGGUGCUCAAGGCCAUCAUCACACGAGGCGGCCUAGUGAAGUUAACUCUGAAAUGGGUGGCGGUGCUUAUGCUCGUGGGUAUGUUCAAACUGCUGCUGAUUCACGUCGUUGCCAUCCUCUAGCAGGAGGUGCGCCCUUUGUAGCUUGUCACAAUUGCUUUGAGCUUCUCUACUUGCCUAGGAAGAAGCUUCUUCUUUCUCAGGCAAAGCAGCAACAAAAGCUGCAAUGUGGUGCUUGCUCCGAGGUCUUCAGUUUCACUAUUGUCGAUAAUAAGCUUGUUUUCUCUUCUUCUUCUGCUCUUGAGGAGAGUCACCGAGCUCGUGUAGAGGUUGAAGAUAGAAGUGCAGUGAUAGAUGAUUGUCCACUUAAGGAUGAGGAACACUCAGAUGACGAAGGAGGAAGAUCAAGCGUUUCUAGUGAACCACAAAAAGAGGUCGUCAAGUCUGUUCGCCGCAGAGCCAAAGCCGCUAAAGCUCCUCCUCCUCCACCACCUCCUGAAAACUCCAAUCUUCUAGAGCUCUUUGAGUAUUCUAACGUAAACAGAGCUGCACUCACUUACGGAAUGUCGCAGCUAGGUUACAAUAAGCAAGUAUCCUUCACGAAACAAGAAUCAGUAGCUUCUGAGACAGAUAUAUCUUACAAUGGUUACUAUAAUAACACUGAGGACGAUUCAAGGAUCUCGAACGCUAGUAAAGAUGAGAGAGGACGUAGGAACCGAAAGCAUCGCAGCGACUACAAUAAAACCGUAUCUAAUGAUGACCAAUACGAUAGGCAGCUAGAGGUUUGGGUGAACGGGCAUCUGAUACCGGAAGAUCAGGUUAUAAGCGCCGAGAAACAAGCUGGACCUGUUCAAGCUGGCAACUACUGGUAUGACUACCGUGCUGGAUUCUGGGGAGUUAUGGGACACCCUUGUCUCGGUAUCAUACCACCAUUUAUCGAAGAGUUUAGUCGUCCAAUGCCAGAUAACUGCGGUGCGGGGAACACAGGAGUGUUUGUGAACGGAAGAGAGCUUCACGAGAGAGAUUUCGAGUUGCUUUCAGGUAGAGGUCUUCCUCGAGGGAAGAACCGUUCUUACAUCGUUGAUAUAUCGGGAAGAGUUCUUGAUGGAGACUCCGGUGAGGAGCUUAAGAGCCUUGGAAAAUUAGCUCCAACGAUUGAGAAGGUUAAGCAUGGAUUUGGCAUGAGAGUUCCAAGAUACCUAGCUUCAUCAACUUGAUUCAGCCCCUUCUUUUUUUUUGAGCAACGCAGCCUCUUCUUCUUGUUUCAAUCUUUCCUUAUUUGAUUGAAAUGUAAAUUGUGCUUUAUGUAACACAUCAUUGGUUUGUUGGUUAUAUUCUGAUCUCUGACCCCACAGCUUGCUUCUUUUCUCUUUCUUUUUGGGUUUUGUAUGUUAUUCUUUCAGUCUAUUUUUUUUUUCUUGAUAAA